Messenger RNA from Ornithodoros turicata, 13084 nucleotides. RefSeq lists its product as uncharacterized. The record is from RefSeq and is a predicted model, not a curated record. Lineage: Eukaryota; Metazoa; Arthropoda; Arachnida; Ixodida; Argasidae. Bases 61 to 12444 code for a protein of 4127 amino acids. The transcript has 3 exons.
UGAAAGGCACAGAAGGAAGAAGCAGAAGCCAGGCGGAGGCGCACCUCGGAGGGGCCUGUUAUGUCGCGUACGCCUUCGCGAUCGGCGCCGUCCACCAAAAUUAAGAAGACCGCCAGUAUCGAGGGCAUUAUUAUCUCUGGGGUGCGCAUCCAGGACGUGCGCGUUUCGCCGAUUUUCAAGGCGCACAGCGACGACAGCUGGCCCGGAAGCCCUCCAAUUGGAAUCAAAGAUCCGGGUCCUCCGGUAGCGUCCUACAAGAAAGGCUCCAGUGGUCUGAAGAACACCGACAGGGAACCAACUAGGCACUUUCGAGGCAGUUGCAGCUUCGAAGGCCUCAAGAGUAAGCCCCAGCGCGCGCACAGCCCAGGUUUGAUCAGAGGCCAAAUUGAAACACUGCGUAAGUCGUCGCGGCUCGAAGGGAAACGAAGUGCGAGUGCGCACAGUGUCCGAAGUAGAGAACCAUUCAGUGGCCAGAAUCGCAGUAACCCAUGCAUUGCUACGUCCACCGAUACCGUUGUUGUUGUAAAUUCUACUCGACUGUCUGAAAGUGGCAGCGGCUGUCGCAUUUCAUACAACGCAGUAAGUUCCGGCCACCCCCCGCAAGACUCUUUAACCAUGUUACGUGAGAAGGCAGCAAGGAGAAAGCCGCGCAGCUCUGCGUCACAGAGCAAACCGAAAUCGUCCGCCACAACCCUUGUACGACAGUCAACGAGUCAAACCGGCAAGGCACAUAGCAAAUCCGGGGUACGGUCCUCUCAUUCUGGCCGCUUGUCCGAUAGGCUGUCCCGAAGUGAGCUUUCUUCGUCCGCCGAAGAUUCCGGUACGAAUGAGAGACCCAGGAGUUCAAGAAAGGACGAAAGCAGCAAGAUGAUUAACAUCAGCGGGACUAAGAUCGCCCUCUCGAGACCGAAAUCGGUCAGCUUUGAGAAAACUGACUUCGGCCGGCCAAUAUCGAGCAGCAUAUCCCCCAUCCAUAUCAGCAACGCCAUAGCGCCUGUGCCGGUGAUUGACGGUUUCCUGUCGUCAUCGCAUCGUUCAACGCUUUCUAGCAACAUGUUAUCUCGAAGUCUCGUGUCGGCUGGAAUGUCCCUGCGUCUUUCUGUACCCGAAUCGGAAAUUGUAGCCGGCGCAUACAGCGCAGGAUUUGUGCACACUCCUCAACCGAAAGCUACGACAAGCGAUGUAGAGAAGCAAUCCCUUGACACCGAAAGCAAGAUAUCGGAAGAUGAACAGGGGCUUCCUUCAUUUGACAGCUCUAAUCUGCUUUCUGCUGAUCUGACGGACGUGGCGCCUCGGGCUGCCCCGAAACCCGCAGAAGAGGCUCCAACUACACGUGACACGGAAUUGGUACCACUCAGCCCAAUCGAAAAACCCGUCGUCACACCAGUGGACGCGUCUGAACGCUAUGUAAUAUGUCAAUCACCGUGGGGGCGAUCUGCUGGCUCGGAUAUCUCACAGGACGUGUCACGCAAACCUGGCGCUUCUCAAAGCGACGGCUCACCUGCGGGACCGAGGUCUCCAGAACCUCGCAUUACGUUCCAGCAACCAGACGCCUUGCACGUGGCGAGGGAUUCCGACACGUCUCGCAGCCCGGUGCAGGCCCAGCUGGAUAAAGCCGCCGAAAGUAUGCAGCCUUGGAAACGCUGGCUUGUCCCGUUCCAAAAGGAAUCGCGAGCGCUGUCUGUUGCUGGCAUAUUUCCGCGCCAAGAACCAUCUUUGCCUCCUGCAAGCGAAAUUACAGAAGAGGCGGUUCCAACAUUUAAAGCAGCAACGGAGGCAAGCCUUCUGGACGUCUGGAACCAACCUGAGGAAACACCGGGAGGCUCUCCGGAAUCGAAUUUGUCUCCUACGUCCCCAGAUAUCUCAAGCCCCGUCUUUAGACCGCGUAAAGAAGAUAGACUCGCUCUCAUUGAGUUUUCUGAGGCAAGGAAAUUCAGCCUCAUAACUCGCGAGAAAGUAAUGGCACUAGGUCUCAGACAUCCCUCAAAGACUCCCGAAGUGAUCGCGUUCGGUUCGCAAGCUCCGUCGCCCAGUCAAACAGCCUCUAAAGCUAUGCAAAAGACACCGUCCUAUCCAGAAUUUACGCCUACUGAACCUUCAUCUCCUGUUCCAAGAUCUUCGUCCAGCACACCAACUGAAAGAAGGCGUGCGUCAGAGUUGUUCGAAAAACUAAGAGUUAUUACUCGCGAGCCUGAAGAAGCCUCUGUUCCGACAGCUGUUGUGGAGUUAACAGUUGAGCAACCAAUAACUGAGCGUGCGUUGGAAUUAACUGCACCUGUUGACGUUGAAGAACGCAGACUGGACUCGAGAGACACCCUGUUGUUGCUGGAAAAGCCAUCAUUACUUCCAGAUGCUGUUCCAACUAAAACUUAUGAACCUCGCGAUGAGGUUGUACUUGCUACUACAGUGUCUGAAGCAGUCGGCACAGGAAAACGUGAAGUUCCAAAAGAUAAUGAGAGAGAGAUUACUGAGGUGGAGGAACUGCCGCCAGUAUUUGUAUAUGAACCAGUAGAGACAUGCAUCGUCACUGAGGUCUUACCUAAGACAUCGCCACCCAAUGUGUACGAAGACCACAGUAGCGAGCUAACAUCUGAAGGUUUCCAUGAGCGCCCCCGAGGGGUCUCUCCGUUCAGAGAGGAACCCUAUUCUCCUGCAAAGCAUGGAACUGUUUCUGACGCAUCAGAAAAAGAUGUGGCGAGAACAGCGGAAAGCAGAGAAGACUUAUCGUACACUAUCACGCCGUCUUUCGUUGAGAGCUCUGAGCUUCGAAGCGAGCUCCCUCCGAUGGCGACUUACGCCAGAAGUGGUCUUCCCAGUUUUCGGGAAACUGAGGCAGAAACAGAACUUGCUAAAUCUGAACUGCCUGCUGAUCGCCAGCAAGAGUCAGACAAGAGUGGAGCCCUCAAAAUUUUGGAAAUGAAACAACUGACCACCACCAGCGAAGGCACCACGACCAUAGAUGCCCGCCGUGAACAGAUAAGCGCGGCAACUGAAGAGAAAGCCAUAACGUCACCCGAGGAAGCCGUUAGAAGCAGACACGAUCUCGGAAUGUUCCCCGUGUGCGUAGGUGCGCAACCACAAGGACUUCUCGAAGACAUAACGAAAGGCCUUGUAUCGUCAAAAGGCUUUCCAGAUGAGACUUCAGUGGUUGCUCUAGAGACACAACGACAGAUAACUGAUGUCGAACGUCUUGGAACUCCACCGCAUCUAAUCCCUUCUGACGAGGCGUUAGCUUGGAGCUGGAGCAUCAGUUGGAGCAUUGAAAGGAUACCUCUUGACAAGUCAUCUAGUGAUAUAGGACGAAAAUCUGAGAUACCUGAGAUGGUCUCAGCUUCCGCUUCCGGAGCAGCAUAUACGUCGGAAGAUUUGCAACCAGAAGCCGCUGCCCGCGCACCUGUGCAUGGAAUUCCAUCAUAUGAACUCGUCGAAAGGCUUGAAGCUGGAAGGUCACUUACUUAUAUAGAAGGCAAACCUGAACUAGCGGAAGCAGCAGUGGUUUCUGAAAUCGCGAUGCCCUUGGAAGCAGUUCCAGACGCAUGUGCGUCACAAUAUAUGAAACCAAUAGAAACAGCCUUGAGCCUGAAGGAGACAGCUGCCAGCCAGCCACCGUUUACAACACUUCCUGAACCGACCGAAGCUGCAGCGGAACUUCAAGUUGAAGCCAAAGAUCAAGACUGGAAAAGCUUAGCCCCUGUUGGCCCUUCAGCUGUCGAAGCCACAUAUGGACUCGUGCGCGAAGCCCCAUCAGCUGAACUCUCCGAAAGGCUCCAGACAGGGAGGUCACUUUCUGAUCUAGAAAGAAAACAUGAAGCAGCUGAGGUAGCUACCGUUUCUGAGCCAGCGAUACUUUUGGUAGCAGUUCAAGAACAAACCGCACCUGGUGCUGUUGUUGGCGCCCCACAUGAAGGAGCAGAGGUGGCAGCCGAAGCUACUGUUUUGCCGGUGCGUGCGGUUCCAUCAGCAGAACUCGUCGAGAGGCUCGAAACUGAGAGGUCACCUACCGCUAUAGAAGGAAAACAUCAAGCAGCUGAGACAGUCAUAGUUUUAGAAGCUCUGCUACUUCCAGAGCCAACUGAGACUGAAGGGGAAAUUCCAGCUGAAUCCGAAGCGAGAGAACAAGAGCUGAAAGGCGAAACCCCUGUUGGUGCUCCCGAGGAAGCAGCUGAGGUGGCAGACGAAGCUACAGCUGCGCUUGUGCGUGCGGUUCCAUCAACGGAACUCGUCGAGAGGCUUGAAACCGAUAUAGAGCGAAAACACGAAAUAGAUGAGGCAGCCAUAGUUCCAGAAACCCUGAUGCUUUCAGAGCUAUCUGAGGCUAAAGCAGAACUUCCAACUGAAGCCGAAGCUAAAAAACAAGAACUGCAAGGGGUAGCCCCUGUUGGUGUUCCCGUACUAGCAAUAGAGGUGGCAGUCGAAGGUACAGGUGCUCCUGUGCAUGCGGUUCCAUCAACAGAACUCGUCGAGAGGCUUGAAACCGAUAGGCCACUUAGCGAUAUUGAACGAAAACACGAAAUAGAUGAGGCAGCCAUAGCUCCAGAAGCCUUGAUGCUUUCAGAGCUAUCUGAGGCUAAAGCAGAACUUCCAAUUGAAGCCGAAGCGAAAGAACAAGAACUGCAGGGGGUGGCCGCCGUAGAGGUGACCGAACUAGCAGUAGAGGUGGCAGUCGAAGGUAUAGGUGCUCCUGUGCGUGCAGUUCCAUCAACAGAACUCGUCGAGAGGCUUGAAACCGAUAGGCCACUUACCGAUAUUGAACGAAAACACGAAGUAGAUGAGGCAGCCAUAGCUCCAGAAGCCUUGAUGCUUUCAGAGCUAUCUGAGGCUAAAGCAGAACUUCCAAUUGAAGCCGAAGCGAAAGAACAAGAACUGCAAGGGGUGGCCGCCGUAGAUGUGACCGAACUAGCAGUAGAGGUGGCAGUCCAAGGUACAGGUGCUCCUGUGCGUGCAGUUCCAUCGACAGAACUCGUCGAGAGGCUUGAAACCGACAGGCCGCUUACCGAUAUAGAACGAAAACACGAGGUAGAUCAUGCAGCCAUAGCUCCAGAAGCCCUGAUGCUUUCAGAGCUAUCUGAGGCUAAAGCAGAACCUCCAAUUGAAGCCGAAGCGAAAGAACAAGAACUACAAGGAGUAUCCCCUGUUGGUGUUCCCGAACUAGCAGUAGAGGUGUCAGUCGAAGGUACAGGUGCCCCUGUGCAUGCGGUUCCAUCAACAGAACUCGUCGAGAGGCUUGAGACCGAUAGGCCACUUACCGAUAUAGAACGAAAACACGAAGUAGAUGCGGCAGCUAUGGUUCCAGAAGCCCUGAUGCUUUCAGAGCUAUCGGAGGCUAAAGCAGAACUUCCAAUUGAAGCCGAAGCGAAAGAACAAGAACUGCAAGGAGUAUCCCCUAUUGGUGUACCAGAAUUUGCAGUAGAGGUGGCAGUCGAAGGUACAGGUGCUCCUGUGCGUGCAGUUCCAUCAACAGAACUCGUCGAGAGGCUUGAAACCGACAGGCCACUUACCGAUAUAGAAGGAAAACACGAAGUAGAUGCGGCAGCUAUGGUUCCAGAAGCCCUGAUGCUUUCAGAGCUAUCGGAGGCUAAAGCAGAACUUCCAAUUGAAGCCGAAGCGAAAGAACAAGAACUGCAAGGGGUAGCCCCUGUUGGUGUUCCCGUACUAGCAAUAGAGGUGGCAGUCGAAGGUACAGGGGCUCCUGUGCAUGCGGUUCCAUCAACAGAACUCGUCGAGAGGCUUGAGACCGAUAGGCCACUUACCGAUAUUGAACGGAAACACGAAGUAGAUGAGGCAGCCAUAGCUCCAGAAACCCUGAUGCUUUCAGAGCUAUCUGAGGCUAAAGCAGAACUUCCAACUGAAGCCGAAGCUAAAAAACAAGAACUGCAAGGGGUAGCCCCUGUUGGUGUUCCCGAACUUGCAGUAGAGGUGGCAGUCGAAGGUACAGGGGCUCCUGUGCGUGCAGUUCCAUCAACAGAACUCGUCGAGAGGUCUGAAACCGACAGGCCACUUACCGAUAUAGAAGGAAAACACGAAGUAGAUGCGGCAGCUAUGGUUCCAGAAGCCCUGAUGCUUUCAGAGCUAUCGGAGGCUAAAGCAGAACUUCCAAUUGAAGCCGAAGCGAAAGAACAAGAACUGCAAGGAGUAUCCCCUGUUGGUGUUCCCGAACUAGCACUAGAGGUGUCAGUCGAAGGUACAGGUGCCCCUGUGCAUGCGGUUCCAUCAACAGAACUCGUCGAGAGGCUUGAGGCCGAGAGGCUUGAGGCCGAUAGGCCACUUACCGAUAUUGAACGAAAACACGAAGUAGAUGAGGCAGCCGUAGCUCCAGAAGCCUUGAUGCUUUCAGAGCUAUCUGAGGCUAAAGCAGAACUUCCAAUUGAAGCCGAAGCUAGAGAACAAGAACUGCAAGGAGUAGCCCCUGUUGGUGUUCCCGAACUAGCAGUAGAGGUGGCAGUCGAAGGUGCAAGGGCUCCUGUGCAUGCGGUUCCAUCAACAGAACUCGUCGAGAGGCUUGAGACCGAUAGGCCACUUACCGAUAUAGAAGGAAAACACGAAGUAGAUGCGGCAGCCAUAGCUCCAGAAGCCCUGAUGCUUUCAGAGCUAUCUGAGGCUAAAGCAGAACUUCCAAUUGAAGCGGAAGCGAAAGAACAUGAACUGCAAGGGGUAGCCCCAGUAGGUGUUCCCGUACUAGCAAUAGAGGUGGCAGUCGAAGGUACAGGGGCUCCUGUGCAUGCGGUUCCAUCAACAGAACUCGUCGAGAGGCUUGAGACCGAUAGGCCACUUACCGAUAUUGAACGGAAACACGAAGUAGAUGAGGCAGCCAUAGCUCCAGAAGCCUUGAUGCUUUCAGAGCUAUCUGAGGCUAAAGCAGAACUUCCAACUGAAGCCGAAGCUAAAAAACAAGAACUGCAAGGGGUAGCCCCUGUUGGUGUUCCCGAACUUGCAGUAGAGGUGUCAGUCGAAAGUACAGGGGCUCCUGUGCAUGCGGUUCCAUCAACAGAACUCGUCGAGAGGCUUGAGACCGACAGGCCACUUGCCGAUAUAGAAGGAAAGCAAGAAGUAGAUACGGCAGCUAUGGCUCCAGAAGCCCUGAUACUUUCAGAGCCAUCUGAGGCUAAAGCAGAACUUCCAAUUGAAGCCGAAGCGAAAGGACAAGAACUGCAAGGGGUAGCCCCCGUAGGUGUUCCCGUACUAGCAAUAGAGGUGGCAGUCGAAGGUACAGGGGCUCCUGUGCAUGCGGUUCCAUCAACAGAACUCGUCGAGAGGCUUGAGACCGAUAGGCCACUUACCGAUAUUGAACGGAAACACGAAGUAGAUGAGGCAGCCAUAGCUCCAGAAGCCCUGAUGCUUUCAGAGCUAUCUGAGGCUAAAGCAGAACUUCCAAUUGAAGCGGAAGCGAAAGAACAUGAACUGCAAGGGGUAGCCCCAGUAGGUGUUCCCGAACUAGCAGUAGAGGUGGCUGUGGGAGGUACAGGUGCUCCUGUGCAUGCGGUUCCAUCAACAGAACUCGUCGAGAGGCUUGAGACCGACAGGCCACUUGCCGAUAUAGAAGGAAAGCAAGAAGUAGAUACGGCAGCUAUGGCUCCAGAAGCCCUGAUACUUUCAGAGCCAUCUGAGGCUAAAGCAGAACUUCCAAUUGAAGCCGAAGCGAAAGGACAAGAACUGCAAGGGGUAGCCCCCGUAGGUGUUCCCGAACUAGCAGUAGAGGUGGCAGUCGAAGGUACAGGUGCUCCUGUGCAUGCAGUUCCAUCAACAGAACUCGUCGAGAGGCUCGAGACCGAUAGGCCACUUACCGACAUAGAAGGAAAACACGAAGUAUCUGAGGCAGCCAUAGUUCCAGAAGCACUGAUGCUUUCAGAGCCAACUGAGGCUAAAGCAGAACUUCCAAUUGAAGCCGAAGCGAAAGGACAAGAACUGCAAGGGGUAGCCCCCGUAGGUGUUCCCGAACUAGCAGUAGAGGUGGCAGUCGAAGGUACAGGUGCUCCUGUGCAUGCAGUUCCAUCAACAGAACUCGUCGAGAGGCUCGAGACCGAUAGGCCACUUACCGACAUAGAAGGAAAACACGAAGUAUCUGAGGCAGCCAUAGUUCCAGAAGCACUGAUGCUUUCAGAGCCAACUGAGGCUAAAGCAGAACUUCCAACUGAAGCCGAAGCGAAAGGGCAAGAACUGCAAGGGGUAACCCCCGUAGGUGUUCCCGAACUAGCAGUAGAGGUGGCAGUCGAAGGUACAGGUGCUCCUGUGCAUGCGGUUCCAUCAACAGAACUCGUCGAGAGGCUCGAGACCGAUAGGCCACUUACCGACAUAGAAGGAAAACACGAAGUACCUGAGGCAGUCACAGUUCCAGAAGCACUCAUGCUUUCAGAGCCAACUGAGGCUAAAGCAGAACUUCCAAUUGAAGCCGAAGCGAAAGGACAAGAACUGCAAGGGGUAGCCCCCGUAGGUGUUCCCGAACUAGCAGUAGAGGUGGCAGUCGAAGGUGCAGGUGCUCCUGUGCAUGCGGUUCCAUCAACAGAACUCGUCGAGAGGCUCGAGACCGAUAGGCCACUUACCGACAUAGAAGGAAAACACGAAGUACCUGAGGCAGCCAUAGUUCCAGAAGCACUGAUGCUUUCAGAGCCAACUGAGGCUAAAGCAGAACUUCCAAUUGAAGCCGAAGCGAAAGGACAAGAACUGCAAGGGGUAGCCCCCGUAGGUGUUCCCGAACUAGCAGUAGAGGUGGCAGUCGAAGGUACAGGUGCUCCUGUGCAUGCGGUUCCAUCAACAGAGCUCGUCGAGAGGCUCGAGACCGAUAGGCCACUUACCGACAUAGAACACGAAGUACCUGAGGCAGCCAUAGUUCCAGAAGCACUGAUGCUUUCAGAGCCAACUGAGGCUAAAGCAGAACUUCCAAUUGAAGCCGAAGCGAAAGGACAAGAACUGCAAGGGGUAGCCCCCGUAGGUGUUCCCGAACUAGCAGUAGAGGUGGCAGUCGAAGGUACAGGUGCUCCUGUGCAUGCGGUUCCAUCAACAGAGCUCGUCGAGAGGCUCGAGACCGAUAGGCCACUUACCGACAUAGAACACGAAGUACCUGAGGCAGCCAUAGUUCCAGAAGCACUGAUGCUUUCAGAGCCAACUGAGGCUAAAGCAGAACUUCCAAUUGAAGCCGAAGCGAAAGGACAAGAACUGCAAGGGGUAGCCCCCGUAGGUGUUCCCGAACUAGCAGUAGAGGUGGCAGUCGAAGGUACAGGUGCUCCUGUGCAUGCGGUUCCAUCAACAGAGCUCGUCGAGAGGCUCGAGACCGAUAGGCCACUUACCGACAUAGAACACGAAGUACCUGAGGCAGCCAUAGUUCCAGAAGCACUGAUGCUUUCAGAGCCAACUGAGGCUAAAGCAGAACUUCCAAUUGAAGCCGAAGCGAAAGGACAAGAACUGCAAGGGGUAGCCCCCGUAGGUGUUCCCGAACUAGCAGUAGAGGUGGCAGUCGAAGGUACAGGUGCUCCUGUGCAUGCGGUUCCAUCAACAGAACUCGUCGAGAGGCUCGAGACCGAUAGGCCACUUACCGACAUAGAAGGAAAACACGAAGUACCUGAGGCACCCAUAGUUCCAGAAGCACUGAUGCUUUCAGAGCCAACUGAGGCUAAAGCAGAACUUCCUGUUGAAAUUGAAGCGAAAGAACAAGAGGUGCAAGGAGAAGCCCCUGUUGCUGCUCCCGAACUAGCAGUAGAGGCGGCAGCUACGUGUGCACCUGUACGUGAAGUUCCAUCAACUGAACUCGUCAAGAGGCUUGAAACCGAUAGGUCAGUUGCUGGUAUGGAAGAAAAGCAUGAAUUAGCUCAAGCAGCGAUUCCGUCUGAAGCCGUUCCUGAAUCUCACAUAUCGGAAGAUUUCAAAUCAAUCCUCCCUGUAUACGGGAGCAAGGGACCCGACAGUCCGCGGAAAGGCCUAACAGAAGAUCAUGAGCAACAAAAAGACUUUCGACUCGCGGGUUCAGGUCCACUUGUCGAGGUACAACCCUUGAAACUUGAGGUCGACAGCAUAAAUGCAUCACAACGUAAAGUUGAAGCGGAAACGUGGAAUUGGAGCAUAAGCUGGAGCCUUGAAAGGGUUAGCGUCGACAGCUCACUAAGUGACGUGCGAAGAAAAUCUGACGCAGAUGCCAUAACAGUCACUGGUGACACAAUGGUUACAAAACCGAUUCCUGAAGUGUGCUCACUGGAAGCCCUUAAACCUGCGCAGUCUACAAAAAAUAUCGAUCGCGCAUCAUUUAAGUCACUUUCAGCGCCAGCCGAGUCUAUGUUAAUGGUGCCAGUUGAAGCCCAAACAAAAGAGCCAGAACUGGGAAGCGAUGUGCCUGUUCCUGUAUUAGAGACUGCUGCCGAAAUACAGCACAGAGACACCGAAGCGAUAGGAGCACCUGUGUAUCAAGUUUCAGCAACUGAGGCUGUCGAAUGGGUCAAAACCGACCGACCAUGCACUGAGGUUGGAAGACAGCUUCACAUAAUCCAUGCAGCCGUGGAUUCUCAAGCAGUGAUGCCAUCGGAAGCAGUACUAGAACCAUGCAUGUUAGAGAUGCCAGUCGAAACAGCAGCUGUCCAUCCGACACUUCCGGUGUCAUCGGAAUGGGAAACUGUAAGGGAAGAAGCAACUGCUGGAUCUCGAAGACUAGUUCAGAUGGAAGCGACAGGUGCACCUGUGCGUGCAGUUCCGUCAACUGAACUCGUCGAGAGACUUGAAACCGACAGAGCUAGUAGUGUAGAAGAAAAACAUGGUGUAGCUGAGGCGGUCAUAGUAGCUGAAACAGUGAUGCCUUCUGAAGCCGUUCCAGAAGCUCACACAUCGGACGAUUUCAAAUCUGCAGAAACUACAUUGAGUCUGGAGGAAGCCAGAGGCUCUCCGGUUCCAGAGCCAACCGAGGCCAAAGUGGAACCUCCAGUUGGAGCCGAAGGAGAAACACUUCAAGGCGAAGUUCCUGUUGUCGGUUCGAAUGUAGAAGGGGUAAGAAUCGAAACUGAAGGUGCAGCUGUGCGUGGAGUGCAAUCAGUUGAACUCAUCGAGAGACUUGAAAUCCAGAGGGCAGUUACUGAUCUUGAAGGAAAACAUGAAGUCGGAGAGGCAGGUAUCGUUCCAGGAGCGGCGGCGAUACCUUCAGUAACACUUCCAGAAGAUCAGGUAUCUGAACGAGACGAACAAGGGCUGGAAGACGAAACUGCGGAAGCAGGAGGUGUGGAAAUCGGAACUAUGGGUGCACCUAUGCGUGAAAUUCCAAGCAAUGGCAUGGCUCCCUUUGAAACAGACGCAAAAAAAGUUGGCACAGUGGAGAAAGGAAGUCCGAACGUGUUUGCAAAACGUGACAUUGAAAUGUAUGCUGUCAGAGAAGGACCUGCCGAUUCUAAAGUAACUGUUUUCGGUAAUGUGAAGGAAGAAAUAGAGAUAGAUGCAGGGCAGACCAGGACAACAGAAUCCACAAGCACAAGCCUCGAUAGUGUGAUGCACAUCCGCGAAGAAUACUUCGAUACAAUGGAACAUGUUGGCCUUGCACCUCAGGAUGCGUCGCUUGUCGGAGAUAAAAUUGCUGGUGGGCUAGAAGAUGCUGCAUCUGAACCCUGCAGCGACAUGCCCGCAAAAACGGAUGACACUCUUCCUGCACUUUCUGGUCCCGCACCAGACAACUAUAAAGCCUCCCCCGCAGAAGAUUAUGUUCUCUACACAUCCGUAACGGUUGACGAAGAGCAAGCGUCAGCAAUGAAAGAUGAGCAUGGACCCCUGUAUGUCGUUGUGGAAAUCUCCCACCAGAAAUCUGCUUCGACUAGUUCAGACACAGAGUCUCCAAGGCUUCCAGAAAAGGUGCAUGAGCCACUCACUGAGCAAUGUGCGGCACCGGGUGUCGAGGAGGAACAUCCUAGUAGCAUGGAACUCCUCACUACUUCCGAUCACCAGCUACGUGACGUUAAAGUUACAAGCGGUAUGAGAACUCCUCCUCAGGUUUCGUUCACGUGGAGCACCAUGAUCAAGACACGGAGUAGGUAUGCCCCGGAUGAGGACCGCGAGGGUCUGAGCAUAACAGAGGAACCAGGAAUACAGGAAGUGACAAUGACGAGAGACGAGUCUUCUGUUCUGGUUCCAAGUGUUCUUAAGAGGACAUCCGUCACACAAGUUACAAGGGUCGUCGAGUCCUCCCAGGACAUAAUGAGACCUGUCGGAAUACUCCAGCCCGAGAACCAGCAGCCAUGUGAACUGUCUCAGGUUGACUCAGUCGGGAGCAUAGAGCCAAGGCGAAGUUCCCCGGUAUCAAUUACCGCUAAGGAACCAGAUAGCAUUCAGUACAAGAGAAUCACUGCUGUACGAAAAGUGAGCAAGCUCGAUGAUGACCAGCAGGUUAACGUUGAAGAAAAGGCUGUAAUUGAAUUUACCGAAGACUUAGUGGCAGUGCCCACUACUGAUGCAGCGAAUGCAGACUCAACAGACUCGAGUACAUAAGGUUCUGUAGCGCCUCGUUCUCCGCCUGCAGAUUCCGAGGCUCAAGGCUAUGAAUAAACAUGUUGUGAUGUGUGCCACCACUUCAGUAUGAUCCAAGCAGUAGGAGAAAACAACGACCACGGAGCCGGUGGCAAGGUGAUUGUAGCUAUGACAUACUACAACACAGUAUAUAUGCAGAAACAGGGAGCAUGGUCUUCCUGAGGAUAUCCACGUCGUACACGUGCAAUGCCUUCUCAAACUAAAUUCAGUAGCCGCAACCUUUUCCUGUAUGGCAGCCGUUAGGGAUCCCAAACAUCAAGGUAGGUAGGGAAAGCUUGGCAAUGAGCUUCCGUAAAGAAAGACGACGAAAUUGCGUCAACGACUGUGGGCGGAAUUCAUGACAAGGCGGGAAUACGAAAGGAAGUCUCAUCUGCCUUGAGUGUUGGAAACCAGAUGACAUCAUCUGCCUUAACACAAGUGUAACCCGUCGAUAUGCAGCACGGCCUCUCUAGUGGAUUACCUGAUAUGCAAUCUGUCACGACGAUGAACGUUACCCUUCUGGAGCAGGAGCUGCCGUACAUGCCCGAAGCUAUCUGAUUAGAGAAAAAUCAGUAUAUAGACAUCUGAACAUCUGAAUAAAUGCGAUUAUAAAAAAACAAGC